This is a messenger RNA of Rhopalosiphum maidis (corn leaf aphid), 1747 nucleotides long. Its product is annotated as putative phospholipase B-like 2. Gene Ontology annotation, molecular function: glycerophospholipase activity. The record is from RefSeq and is a predicted model, not a curated record. Gene Ontology annotation, biological process: phospholipid catabolic process. Bases 1 to 1674 code for a protein of 557 amino acids. The transcript is spliced from 8 exons. Gene Ontology annotation, cellular component: extracellular region. NCBI's taxonomy places the organism in Eukaryota, Metazoa, Arthropoda, Insecta, Hemiptera, Aphididae.
AUGUUGUCAAUAAGAUGUAUAAUACUUCUCUCAUUGUUGUCCGUUUGGGCGUUACAGUGUUCGGCUAUUCUGAAAAAUCAAACACUGUUAGCGGUAAAAAAGGACAACAAUCGAAUAACUAUUCAGCCUAAACUCUACAUAGUUAAGCCUAAAGAAAUAAUUAUCGGUAAAGCCAAAUAUAUAGACAGGAUCAACAGUACAGGAUGGGCUUAUUUAGAGAUCAGGACUUCACAAAAAGCCAAAGACGAAGAUCAAGCUUAUGGUGCUGGGUAUUUGGAAGGUACGUUAACCGCUGAUCUCAUAUAUAGCUAUUGGUUUAACACGGCAAAGGACUAUUGCACCGACCGUUUGGAGGUCUGUCAACAAUUAAAAGAUUACAUGUCGACCAACAAAAAUUGGAUUAAAUCGAAAUCAAAUGAGUCCGACCCAUAUUGGUACCAGAUUGGACUGUAUUAUAAACAACUUGAUGGGUUGUACGACGGAUACAUGCGAGGCAAGUCACCCGAUACGCCCGAUUUGACUUGGGACGAUUUAUACUGGUUAAACGCCCUUGACGACUUGGGCGACUUAUCCGUCGCUUUGAAUCCAUCAGAAGCUAGUCAUCGUGUCCUGGGAAGUGGAUCAUGUUCGGCUCUAAUCAAAUUGAUGUCAGGAAACAAAGACAUAUUCAUAUCGCAUGUGACUUGGAGCGGAUACGAAACAAUGUUGAGAAUACAGAAAAGGUAUAGUCUGCGGUUUAGGAAAAGCAAAACGUCCACCAAACUGAUACGCGGAUUCGACAUGUCGUUCAGUUCGUUCCCGGGUGGUAUUCAAUCCGGAGAUGAUUUUUACCUGAUAUCUUCUGGUUUGACCACUAUGGAGACUACUAUUGAAAAUUAUAACAAUUCCCUGUGGUCCAACGUGAAACCGGUCGGUCAGGUUUUGGAAUUCGUGCGAGCAAUGGUCGCGAACCGCUUGGCCGAUAACCCAACUGCCUGGGCGGAUAUAUUCAAGCUCCACAAUAGCGGCACGUACAACAAUCAGUGGAUGAUCGUCAACUAUGCGGCCUUCCAACCUGGAAGUCCGUUACCAUCCAGAGACGUACUUCACGUCCUCGAACAGAUGCCUGGACAUGUGAUGCACGAUGAUUUAACAGGCCAUUUAAUCAACCGGACGUACUGGGCCAGCUACAACGUGCCCUAUUUUCCGUUUAUAUUUAACAUAAGCGGAAACCGCGACAUGGAACAACGUUACGGCUCGUGGUUUUCGUACUCCGACACACCUCGGGCUCGCAUAUUUGCCAGAGACCAUGUAAAGAUUCACUGUGACAAUUGUAUGUUACAUCUAAUGCGGUCUAAUAACUUUACACGUGAUCCAGAAUCCCGAUGCGACUGCAGUCCCCCAUAUUCUGCGGAAAAUGCAAUAUCAGCCAGAAACGAUUUGAAUCCUGUGAACGGUACGUAUCCUAUUGAAGCGUUAGGUCAUCGGUCGCACGGGGCCACCGACGUUAAAGUUACUUCGAGCCAGCUAUUUCAACAGUUGCAAUUCAAAGCGAUUUCUGGCCCCACUCAAGGUAGCAACAACAGUUUAGGACCUUUUUGUUGGAGUAAAUCGGAUUUCAAUGAUAAAGUUAGUCAUCUUGGUCAACCCGACUGCUUCAAUUUUAAACCAGUAUUACAUCAAUGGUCUUUAUAAAAUAUGUAAAUGUAUUAAACAAGUGAUUGUGUACUUGUAUGUAUUAAUAAACAAUAUAUUUUAAUACGCUUAA